Messenger RNA from Opisthorchis viverrini, 942 nucleotides. RefSeq lists its product as hypothetical. Gene Ontology annotation, biological process: U6 snRNA 3'-end processing. Gene Ontology annotation, molecular function: 3'-5'-RNA exonuclease activity. The transcript has 6 exons. The coding region runs from base 1 to 942 and encodes 313 amino acids. The record is from RefSeq and is a predicted model, not a curated record. NCBI's taxonomy places the organism in Eukaryota, Metazoa, Platyhelminthes, Trematoda, Opisthorchiida, Opisthorchiidae. Gene Ontology annotation, cellular component: nucleus.
AUGUCCCUUCCCCGUCCAUCUUUAUUCCUUCUUCUCAAUAAUGUAUUGCAUAUGCCUAGCCAUCGUUUGCCGAAGAGAGUGCUGUUUUCCAUGCCCAACUCAGAUUGGCAGAAGCAGAGAGGGUGGAGACCACGUGAUCCUUACUGCGCCUGGUUGGAAACGCUGCUAAAUAUAGCUGCCAACCGAUACAUUUCUGAAAACACAGAGAAAUUGGAAUUGCCUACUUUUUUUCAAGGAUUGGAAGCUGAUUCCAUCCGGUUUGAGGCACAUGAAGAUGACCCUACUAUGCAUCAGCUGCGCCGUCGUUCUUUCGCUCACGAAGUUGGACAAUGGGCCUCAUUUCUAAAGCAGUUCGUAUCUGCGCUUCAUCUCAGUGAACAUCCUUUGUGGCAGUGUUUGCAUUCUGUGGACGACGUGCACGUUAGUCUCUCUAAGACGUGGCCUCUCCGGUAUCAUUGGAUCGACAGCCUAGCAGACAAACUUAGAAACACAUUUCAGAACCUUUCGAGGUAUGUGGUGACAAUAGUGCCGUUAAUUUUUAUAAGGUUUGAUAUUCGUUUUAGUGGCCUAGAACUCUUCAUUAACGGGGAGCGCUCAAGAUCUUUUAUUGGUUUGAUUCUCAGUCGAGAGUCGUCAGAGCACCUAAAACCCAUUGUCGCCUCGGUUGAUCAAUGUGUUCAUGCCUUCUGUGGUCCACGGUAUUAUAAAGUAGGCACAGCGCUGAUUCUGGGUCCCAAACUUAGCGAAGGGGUGAGAUGGUCCAAGUGGUUACAGCGCGAAUUCACUGACCGGAAGGUCCGUGGUUCGAACCCGACCUCUGUCUCUCGACUUUUCCUGUCCAGGCUUGGGCAACCUGGCAGUAUCCCAGCCCUCGUGCCACCUUGGGGUGGCAUGGUAGCUAGGCACCGAAAGGAUGCUACAGCUGAGCGGUUUGAAACUUAG